AUGGAUUAAUAAUAAUAAGAGUAAGAACAAGCCAAGAAGCCUGGUUUCUGGUAAAAUUUGAAAUAAGGAACUUAUUUAACAGGAAUUGUAGCAGGAACAGGAACUGUUUUGACUAAAGCUGGAUUGGCAAUUUAUGGUUUCUCGUCGGUUGGGCCAGUCGCAGGAAGUCUUGCUGCAGCUACAUAAGCAAGUAUUGGUAGUGUAGCAGGUGGAAGUGCAUUUGCUAUAGCUUAAGGAGUAGCAAUGUCAGGAUUAGGAGCCAUUGCAUUACCAGCUGUAGGAGUUGGUGCAGCAAUAGGAGGUGGAUAUGUUGCUUAUAAGCAAUUUAAAAAAUGA
Paramecium sonneborni is the source of this 336-nucleotide messenger RNA. The record is from the annotation of a GenBank genome assembly. NCBI's taxonomy places the organism in Eukaryota, Ciliophora, Oligohymenophorea, Peniculida, Parameciidae.